Molecule: messenger RNA, 585 nt
Organism: Osmia lignaria (orchard mason bee)
Lineage: Eukaryota; Metazoa; Arthropoda; Insecta; Hymenoptera; Megachilidae
Source: RefSeq, a predicted model, not a curated record
CACCAUAGUCUCAUCAGUAGACAUCCUCAAGAAAAUGAACACCAUCAAAAAUAUAGUUUUGAGCAGUUCUGUUCGGAUCGGAAUUGUCCACGUGGACAAUCCGGUAGAAUUCUGGGCGCAGGUGGACGACGGUCGGGAAGAAGCUAGGCGACUGUACCGGGACCUGUAUCGGUACAUGAGCGACCGCGGCCACCUCCACUUUCCAAACCAGGGAAGACUGACCACUGGACGUCUGGUGGCGUACAGAAGUAAAGAAGGUACCUGGGUCCGAGGAGAAGUUCAACACCUGGUGGACGGCCAGUUCGAGGUGGCUCUUCGUGACCACGGCAAGGUGGCCUUCAAGGUACGGGUACGGGGUAUCCGCCCUGUAUGCAGGACCUGGAAGAUAGAGCAGGCCAAGAGGGUGUUGGAAGGAAGGAGGGGUCUGCUAACCAACAUCAGAGGCGAGGGUGAGGUCGUGGCAGAUGUAGCCCUCGAUCGUCUACCAGGACAACCACCAUUCAACGUGGCGGAGGCGUGGUUGGGCAUGAGAUACGCGGUUCCAGGCCGGGUAUAAAAGCAGACCACAACACCAUUCUUCCAAAA